AAGAAACAGAAAACCAAUAUUGGGGCGGGUUUGGAUAUCAUUUUAGAAUGUAUACUUCUCUGUCUGAAAGUGAGAGCGAAAACUUGUACCGAGUGACAAUGCAAGGCAAGUGGGAAGAAGUAGUGAAAAUAUACGAGAAAAAUCCAAAGGCUCACAAGAUGAGGAUCACGCACGAAGGUGGUACAGCUUUGCAUUUGGCAGUCAUAGAAUGCAGAGAAGAAACUGUUUUAAAACUCGUGCAGGAGAUUUGCAAAAUUGACAAAAGUGCACUUGAAAUCCAAAACGACAGAGAUGAUACCCCUCUUCACCAUGCAGCUUCAGCGGGGAGUAAAAUCAUGUGCAAGUACAUCGUCGAGGCAGCUAAUCCACGGCUGAUUGGCGUUCGGACCAGCACCGGAGAGACUGCUUUAUUCAUUUCAGCUAUUAAUGGAAACAGGGAAGCUUUCUUCUAUCUCCAUUCCGUGUGCUUUGACAUCUCUGUCUCUAAGAGUUUGUCCGAUUGUGAUCUCUACUCUUAUACCAGGAGAUCCAACAAUGGUGACAAUAUUCUGCAUGCUGCAAUCAAUAACGGGCACUUUGAUUUGGCAUAUCAAAUAAUUCAUUUGUAUGGUGAUCUUGUUACUUCUGUCAAUGAGAAUGGAUUAACUCCACUCCAUUGUUUGGCCAAGCCAGAUGCCUUCAAAAGCCCUUCUUAUAACCUUGGUCUAUGGAAGAGACUCAUUUAUCAAUGUAUUGUUGUGAAGGAGCUCAAGGAAGAUCCAAUAUCAAAUCUCCAAUCUGAGGAAGGAAGCUCAGCCUCUGAUGUUGAGAUCCCGAUCAGCGAUAAGGAUACAGGGUCCCAGUCAUCAAUUCCUAGCAAUGAAAUGCAAGGCAUAUUUCUGACUAGCUAUGACAAAUUCCUCAAGGUGCUAGCCACUCUUGGUGACAAAUUCCUCAAGGUGCUAGCCACUCUUGGAGUAGGAAUAAAAAGGAUAAAAGAAAUUGUACGGGAGCUAGAGGAACUGAAAAAGGAGCAUAAAAGGUCACUUCAAGUCAUGAAUGAACUCUUCGAGCGUUCUAAAUUUAUAUACAAGCACAAAGAUGCUGGAAUGAAAAAGGAAAAACUAUCAUUGGAGGAAGAAGACGAAGACGAUGAUAUGGAGGAAAUAUUCAACUCAGAGAACGGAAUAAAAAGGAUAAAAGAAAUUGUACGGGAGCUAGAGGAACUGAAAAAGAAGCUUAAAGGGUCACUUCAAGUCAUGAAUGAACUCUUCAAGCGUUCUGAAUUUAUAUACAAGCACAAAGAUGCUGGAAUGAAAAAGGAAAAACUAUCAUUGGAGGAAGAAGACGAAGACGAUGAUAUGGAGGAAAUAUUCAACUCAGAGAAAGAGAAGAUUCCACCCCAAGAAACGGCAGAAAUUGAUGGCAUGGUAAUAAUGGCGGCGAAAAAUGGGGUGGUAGAGAUAGUUGAGAAAUUUCUGGACAAGUUUCCUGCGACCGUCCAUGAUAGGGACCAAAAAAUGAAAAAUAUACUGAUAUUGGCAGCUGAGAACAGGCAUCCAAACGUAUACAAUUUAUUGAUAAAGAAAAAUAUAAAGAAAAAAAUUCUCUCUAAUACCACCUUUCUGAAAGCCGAUUCAGAAGAAAACAAUGUAUUACAUGCUGCAGCAACGUAUAAGGAAAAUAAACCUUGGCCCAUUCCUGGGGUUGCUCUGCAAAUGCAGUGGGAAAUCAAAUGGUUUGAGUUUGUUAAAGCUUCUAUACCACCUCACAUCACUUUUCGCCCCAACCUAGAAGGAAAGACACCAGAAGAAGUUUUCUCAGAAACCCACAAGAAUCUCAUGAUAGAAGGCACAAAGUGGCUCAUCAAAACCUCUGAAUCUGCUCUGUGGUGGCUGCAUUAAUCGCUGGCGUGGCUUUUGCCACCUCCGCUUCCGUCCCCGGAGGUACUCUCGACACAAGUGGCAAACCCAUCUUCGAAAAAGAACCGGCAUUCCAGGUCUUUUCCAUCUCAUCGCUCAUCGCGCUCUGUUUCUCAUUCACUGCCUUGGUUAUGUUCUUGGCCGUCAUCACGUCCCGAUUUCAGCAAAAAGAUUUCGCUAGGAGCCUUCCUCUGAAGCUGUUACUGGGCUUAUCGUCGCUUUUUGUUUCCAUUGGUGCCACGUUGGUUUGUUUUUGCACAGGCCAUUUUUUCAUGAUUGGAGACAGACUCAAAAAUGCUGCGUAUCCGGUCUACGCUUUGACAUGCUUUCCGGCUUCUAUUUUUGCUGCUGCCCAGUUUCCACUCUACAUUGAUCUUUUUCUGAGUAUUUUCAGGAAUCCCUUUAAACAUUAUCGUCGAUACAGAGUGUGAGAUUCAUAUUCUACUUACCCAUAUACAGAGCUCAGGAUAUCCUGUAUGUCAUCGGUGAUUUUUCGGAAGACUCCGUGUUUUUUCACAUGGAUCAUAAAUAAUCCAGAGUCCUUGACCCCAAAAAACUGCUGACAUACAAAAUAUUCCGAGCUCCAUCACUUAGUAGAGUAUUUAUAUAUAUAUAUAUAUAUAUAUAAUGCAGUGCCAAUUGAAUACGUCGAAGUCCAAAUCUUUGGUUAUUGACAGCCCAUUUCCACAUGUUAUUGAACACCUCUACCAAAUAAUAUUAUGUUAUGUUAAAGUUUAUAUCUUUGAAAAUAAUGUUUUUUUCUUAAUAUUUUUAGCCUCAUCCUAUCUAAAAUAAAAUAAAAUAUAGGGAAGAAUCCUUUUGUAACAAAUUUUCAAUUGGAUUAUUACGUGUUUGCUUAUAAGUUUGUAUUACUUAAAAUAAAAUUAAUAUUGACACAUAA
Molecule: messenger RNA, 2802 nt
Organism: Ziziphus jujuba (common jujube)
Lineage: Eukaryota; Viridiplantae; Streptophyta; Magnoliopsida; Rosales; Rhamnaceae
Exons: 9
Coding region: 48-1883 (611 amino acids)
Molecular function (GO): protein binding
Source: RefSeq, a predicted model, not a curated record